UAUACGACUAAAACGGAAGGCGGCUAAAAAAAGUGCAUUCGCGUGCAAUUUUUUCUUCUUUCAGUUAUUUUUUUUACCGUUUUAGGUGUUUGGUUUCCUCCUUAUGCCAAAAAAAUAGGUGCCAUGGCAUCCUCAAAAAGCCAAUCAAAUAAUCAUGCUGGUGCUUCCGGAUGUUCCAGAUAUAGCGGAAACGUGGACAGAAUAUUCGCAUGUCCCGUUUGCUAUGAAAAGUACGAUUCCCACAUUAUGCUGUGCAAGUCCGGACAUUCUGUGUGCAAAUUGUGCUCAGAACGUCUCCAACAGUGUCCCCAAUGUUGCGCCGGGUAUCUUGGGACACGGAAUUAUGCACUUGAAGACUUUCUCACUGAAUUGCAGCGACUAAAAACGUCACCAGAGGAAGCGUUUGAUGACAUUACUUCUGCUGCUGAAGCUCGUGAAAUUAAAAAGAGGACAAAGGAGGCUGAACAGAUAGAGACUCUAAAGAGAGAAUGUCAUAGAACUUCUCAUAGCGACUAUGUGGUAUGCAGGCUACGCAAUUGUAGACUUUCAAUGCCUUUGGAUGAUUUGAAGAAACAUUUCGAACAGAGACACCCAGGGGAAUUCACUAUACUUAGAGCAACGCCCUACCUCAGCAAAUCCUUCUUCGCCUACACUGUUCAUCUUGUAAAUCAUCGCUAUGCCCUCAUAACUGAAUUUGGUAUAUUCUUCCUCAUCUUGCGCAUCGAGAAGCAGCCUCUAGAUGAGGAUGAGCCCUUGGCCACACUAACAGCGUGGAUUCAAGGCACAUGCAAGGAUGAGGAAGCGCAUCUCUUCUACUCGAGUAUCCAGGUUCAAAGACAUACCUGCAAAGCUUCUUAUCAUGACUACGUGCAAGGUUGUCGACCAACUGUUGCUGAUAUUGAAGGCAAAAAUGAAUGCCUUAAAGUCUCGUUGCACAUGAGUGAUGAGACCAGCCUUAGAAUUUCUGGCUAUGUCUGCCUCAAUAAGUUCAGCAAUAAUCCUCAUCCUCGCCGAACUAUCACAGAGAUCUGGAACACAGCCGACAAUAAUGCGUACUCAGAUUCUGAGUAAUAUUCGCUGAUCUUUAUUAUAUUGAACAACCAAUACUGUCCACCUUUGACCAUAAGUUACCAUAAAAGAAUUUCGAGAAUUUUCAAUACAAUUUUGUUAAACCUUUUGUGUGAAGAGAAUUAAAUAAAGAUUAUUGAAAGGA
This is a messenger RNA of Lutzomyia longipalpis, 1213 nucleotides long. RefSeq names its product E3 ubiquitin-protein ligase SIAH1B-like. The record is from RefSeq and is a predicted model, not a curated record. The transcript has 2 exons. Gene Ontology annotation, cellular component: cytoplasm. Gene Ontology annotation, biological process: multicellular organism development; proteasome-mediated ubiquitin-dependent protein catabolic process. NCBI's taxonomy places the organism in Eukaryota, Metazoa, Arthropoda, Insecta, Diptera, Psychodidae. Gene Ontology annotation, molecular function: ubiquitin protein ligase activity; ubiquitin conjugating enzyme binding. The coding region runs from base 124 to 1071 and encodes 315 amino acids.